UUGAGAGAUCCAAGUCUUCAUCAAACAAGACAUCUUCAGCAACAACAACGACAACAACAGAGACAUACCAUUAGACAACAACAACAAUACCGCCGCAGCCGCGCCUGUCCUCCGCCUCAAUGUCGGCUCAAGGUAUCAGCGGUACAGCCCAUCAUCGUUUUAUCGGUGGCGGCCAGAGUAGUCCGACUGCAACGUUGCUUGCCAUCAAUGGUGGUCAGCCGACGACCCGGACCAAYAUGGGCUUAAUCGAUGGUCACCAUCAUAGUCAUCACGGCAGCAGCGGUGCUGGUGGUCAUCAUCAUCAUCAUCAUAACGCGGCGGCUGUAGCCGCAGUGGCCAAUAAGUGCAAAGACAUUUUGAUGAACUCUCUAAACAACAACAACAAUGUUGUGGUCAACGAUAGUAACAAUAAUAUGAGCGGUAGUGGUGGCAGUGGUGGUGGUGGUCAUCAUCAUCAUCAACACCAACAUCAUCAGCCACAGCAAAACGGCCACAAAAGUGGCCUUAAUAUCAAUAAUAUGUUUUCGAUGCCAUUGAAUAAUAUGCCGCCGCUUUAUUUGUUUAAUUCCGAUCACAAUCCRAUGCGGACAUCACAAGGGAUUGGUGGUGGUGGACAUCAUCACCAUCAGCAGCAACAACAACAACAUCACAAUCAGUCGUCGCCGCCAACAACAAUACCGCCACUGAUGUCGGCACACUCUGCCGGCGGCGGCGGUGGCAGUGGCGGCAGUACUGGGAGUCCGCAUUUGACUCCGCAUAAGUCGCAUCCAGUUAUAAAUCAUCACCACUUGAACAGUACGGUCCACAGAGAUGGUAAUACGCCGUCACCGCUCAGCCUAUCGUCGAUCUCAAACAAUCUGAAUGACGGCACAGGAAAUGCAUUUUCGAUGUCAAAACAUUCGUCGUCGUCGUCGCGCAAUUCGGACGGUCUAAUAUCGGGACUGAAUUUUGGCCAAAACGAUGGUUUCUUAAGCUAUCAUCAGUCGUCGCCCGCCGAAAACCCGACAUCGACGCCCACCAGUUUUACGACAUCAUCACUGGACGGCUAUCUUACUGGCGGCGGACAGGGAGGUCACAGUUCUAAUCAUUCGUUCGAUUUGCUCGAUUCGGACUCGUUUUCCGAAAUGCCGAACACAUUGUCACCGAAUUGCCAAUCGUUUGACGACAACAACAACAACAGUCAUAAACAUAUGUCAGUGUCGGGUCCGUCACCUCAGCACAAGACAGAUAGCGGCGGCAGUGGUGGCAGUAGUAGUGGCGGUUGCGGUAAUGGUCCGGGACGAAARAAACGUAAAAACGGUCCGCCGGUUCGGCCCCAGUGUCCCGAAUGUGGCAAAGAGUUUUCCAAUCAAAGCGCACUGUCGAAGCACAAGUUGACCCAUUCGGACGAACGCCGAUUCGUUUGCAACCAAUGCGCCAAAGCGUUCAAACGACAGGACCAUCUCAACGGCCAUCUAUUAACGCACAGAAGCAAAAAGCCGUACGAAUGCGAUGUCGACGGCUGCGAGAAAACCUAUUGCGACGCCCGAUCGCUGAGGCGACACAAAGARAAUCAUCAUCCGACUGGUCCGCCAAACGGUACGCCAAACCAGUUGUCGCAGACACUGGCAUUCAUACCGGGAAUUCCGCUCAACUUUUCCACGUCGUCUAACCCGACGACGAUAACAACGACGGCGUCGGCACCAACUGCUGGCUCAGUAGGACUGACGGUCAACAAUAACUCGUUGAAUCGCAUUCAAUACGCACCUCCGCCGCCGGCACCACCACGUCCUCCCGCGUCCAUCAUUACGCAAACCAUACCUACAACUGCCACCAUUCCUGCCGUACCCGAUAUACAAUCAGCCGGCGGCGGCGGACACCAAUCGGCGGCCACACAAUUGCAGCGACUGGCGCUUCACAAACAGGACAAUAUCAACAACAACAACAACAAUAUUAUGGCCGAUAAAUGGAAACACAGGGACAACAACAACAGCCAYCACUCAGCGAMCGCCGAUAAGUGGAACUAUACGUCGGUUAUCAAUAAGAAUAUAAAUAAUAUGUUAAACAAUGGUUCGGCUGCUGAUGUCGUCAAACAACAACAACAACACAUUGCCGUCAAACAAGAGUUGGCUAAUAAAUUGCAAUCAAAUACGGGUUUAUUGAACGCCGCGACCGUUGCCGCCGCCGCUGCUGCCGAUAGUCCCGAAAAUGCAUUAUUGCAUCAGUUGCUGACCAACGGUCAGAGUGUGGACAACAGUCAGCCACAGCCACAGACACAAAAAGUAGUACAACAACCAUCGUCUCAGCAACCGUUGUAUCAAUUGAUUCAACAGCAACAACAACAACAACAACAACAGAGUCAGCUGAACCAUCAGCACUCAAAGCAACAGCAAAUUGGUCACCAAAGGCAUCCAUCACCUCAUGAACUAACCUAUAGAUCUCAACCAUCAUCGCAACAGCCAUCGUCUAAUGAGUCACAACAACAACAACAACAACAACAGCAACAGUUGGCCGACAGCUGGCCGUACACUAUGUUCACGCAUAACAAGUCUGAACCACAACAAGUGGAGUGUUCACUAUGUCAGAGAAAAUUCAAAAACAUACCGGCGCUCAACGGUCAUAUGCGACUUCACGGCGGUUACCUUAAGAAUCAAUCGCAAAACAACAACAACAAUAGUGUACACAAUGGAUCAAUCGGUUCCAAGAAACAAGAACAACUUCUGCAGCAGCAAAACAAUAGCAAACACUCGUCAGUGGACAACAAUCAGAUGAAUGCCAACGUUAAAGCCAUACUCGAUGUCAUCAAAGAGAAGAUAUCGCGCAAACAACAAGCGGCGGCAGCAGUGGCAGCGGCGGCCAAUGCUAACGGAUCCACUGGUUUGGGUCCACCACCGCCUCCACCGAUACAACAACAACAACAACAUCACCACAUUCAUCAUCACCAACAACAACAACAACAACAACGACAACAGUCACACAUACACUCAUUGCAUGGACCGCCGCAACAGCAAACAAUGAACAGUCCGAUGGCGCCAAUACUGUCGCCAAUAACACCAGUAACGCCGCUAAACAGCAGCAGCAGCAGUGGUCAGGCAUCGAGUUUUAACUAUGACUUUCAUCAUAAUACUGGUGGCAAUGCUGCGACCGCAUCCGUCAGCAACAAUGGUCUAAACAAUUACGACAUCGGCGACGAUGACUACGACGAUAAUCAGCAGCUAAUACUACUYAAACAACAGUUGCAACAGACGGAACUGUUUCGUAUGCCUACCCAACCGUCGGCGGCCACUAUCACACAGAAUAGGCUACUGGCGGCCCAAGAACUUCGUCAGCAGCAAAGUCGCCGACACAGCGAUUCGAGUGAUAUAAGUAGUGCCAACAACAACAGUGUGGACAACAACAAUGUUGGUCAGCAAAACAGCGCCGUAGUUACCAAACAACAACAGCUACAACAACAACAACAACAAAUGUCUUACCAAUCGACAGAUCUAUAUGCGACCCAACAGUUCAAUGAUCUGCUUCGUCGGCGAACACAACGGACGUGUUCGGAUCCCGGCUCUUCGGAUCAGCCAUUGAUGACCAUAAAUACCAACUAUCAGUCCACACAACAACAACAUCAGCACAACAACAACAACAACAAUAUGUUUAACCAUCAAUACUAUAGUCAUUCGGUGCCAAAUACGCCCACACUUUGUCAAAACAAUUCAGCACAUCAUCAACAACUACAGCCACACUCGUUGCCAUCGACGCCGACCGCGGCUGCGGCUCCCGUAACGUUUGUCCACUCGCCCAAUCAUCAUCAGACUUCUGUGCCCAAUACGCCCACCGACGCCAACCAACAGUUCAGUUUUAUGACCGUCGCGUCGCCGAUGAAUCACAGUUCAGUACAUUCGCAGUAUUCGGCUUCGCCGUCAUCAGUGGCCGCCCAAUACUCGCCGAAUACACCGUACAGUCCGAAUCACGCGGCUGUUCAACAUUUUACUUAUUCAGUGCCACAACAACAACAACAGCAGCCAACACAAGCACAGACACCUGUCUAUGAGGACCAUCACCACCACCAGCAACAACAGCAACAGCCUAUCGAUGCCAAUACAUAUGAAGAUUCACAGAUGUACGACGCGAUCAGCGACUAUACACACCAUACAUCCGGUGGUCCGACCGAUACUACAUUAACUGAUGAACAGUUCAACUUUGAUGACGAUGAGGACGACAACAACAACAACACUAACCAUAUGACCACAACAAAUGGCCAAUACUUUACCGAAACAUUACCGCAAAAUCAGAUGACAACAACUGUUGUUACGGCUAACAUACAAAUGAAUGGCCAACCGAUGGAUCAAAUGGCCAUCGAUUCGAUUAGUCGACAACAACAAAAACAACAACAGUUUUUCGAUAGCUAUACGUCCGCCACCGCCGCGACCAACAAUAAUAAUAACAACAACGCUAGUCAUGACUACAAUCAAAUCGUGACGACAACAACACCUGUUAACUAUGGCCAGACAUCGGCCGACUAUUGGACACAACAACAACAGUCGACAACAAUGUCAUCAAAUAUACAAAUGUCGUCUCAAAUGAAACAACGACAACAACAACAGCAAAGUCUACAGCAUAUGGAGACACAAAUGAUGACAAUACAGCCGCCGACGAUGACCUCCAGCGAACCAUACAUAACAACAACAACAAACCCAAUAACUUCCAAUACAUUGUCCUCCAAUCACUUGCCGACCGCUAACAUAAUAUCACCACAAUUGGCAAACAGUUCAUUUAAUAUUAACGGUAAUAGUCAACAACAACAACACCAGUCUUCGACCACCACUUUUGUUGGCCAACAACGAGCGUCUUCGCUGAACAUACGCAGCAGUACUUCAUCGCCGCCUAAUCUGGUGGUCAACUUAGAAAAGAUUGACGAAUGCGAAGAGGAUAACAACGCCGCUGCCGACGAUGUGUUCCUAAGUCCUGUAGGUUUGGCGCCGUCGCCGAAACGAUCGUUGCCGGCCACUCCUACCGGUACUAUAUCACCGAAACGUCUCAAACAUCGACCGGAACCGCUUUACAUUCCGCCGCACGUCAACACUUGUGGCUAUCAGUCGCGUCUACGAUCGCCGCGACUCUGGGAUCCGGCAGCAGUUGUCGACACGAAAAAUCUAUCGCCGCCACCCUAUACACCGCCGCCAAUGCUAUCGCCGGUACGUUCCGGUCCCGGCCUGUUCUGGCAUAUCAUCAGCGGCAAUAUGACACCGAAAAGUGGUACACAAAUACAGCCCAAGUUUGUCUACUCGCGGAAGAGCUCUUCCGAUUACAAACCCAUAGAGGAACCCAUAGUACAGACACCGGUUACGGCCUACGAACCGUAUCCGUUGGACAGCGAAAUACCUGAGACGGAUAUUCAGCCGCACGUUAAUAUCGGACCCAGUUAUCAGGCAAGGAUACCGGCGUUCAACAAGAAUCGUGAUGAGGCCAAGUAUAGGCCGGAAAAAGGUGAUAUCGUAUGGGAUCCCAAAUGUGCCGAACGGUUGACCGCCGAAGAUAUCGAAUCGUUUUUGGAUCUGUCGUGUUCGGCUUGUGUUCCCGGCUCUGGCCGUAACAAAGAGUAUGCCAUGCAUUUGCUCUAUUUGAGCGAUGGUGACGUUCAAGACGCUAUCGUUAAGCUACUGGAGCCGAGUCCUACGAUUAAUGGUGGACAUCCACUAUCCGAUUAUCAUUAUUCAGAAAAUGACAUUUGGGUACCGGAAGAGAUCCAAUCAUAUCAGUGCGCACUAAACAAAUGUGAUAAAGACUUCUUCAGUAUUGCCAAAGAGAUUGGAUCCAAAUCAGUGAAACAAUGCAUCCAAUUUUACUAUAUGUGGAAAAAAGUUUGUCCCGAAGAGUACCGACGGUUGCGUAUUAUUCGCCGCAAACGAGAACACGAAACCAUUUUCUAUAAUUUGCGGUCAAAAGAAGCCGAAGAAACAAACAACGCUAACAACAACAACAACAAUAAUAAUACCAAUUCGACAAAAAGUGAUAAUGACUUUGAUGUUGAUAGCGAUCUGACUAAUGGCCCGAACGGCAACAGUGGCCAGUCGUCCGAUUUUGAUGACAACGUAUCAUCGUUUAUGGACAGCGGGAAUCCGAGUCCGGCCAACAGUAUCGGCUCUCAGGUGACAACAACGACGACGACAACGGUAGUUGAUUUUCCGUGCAAAGUGUGCGGCAAAGUGUUUAAUCGGGUAAAGUCCAGGUCAGCCCAUAUGAAAAUUCAUGGCAGCGGCGCUGCCGCCAAAUAUUGAACGCAAUGCCUAUAUAUAUAUAUAUA
This is a messenger RNA of Oppia nitens, 6271 nucleotides long. RefSeq lists its product as uncharacterized. Gene Ontology annotation, molecular function: transcription corepressor activity. The transcript has 6 exons. The record is from RefSeq and is a predicted model, not a curated record. Gene Ontology annotation, biological process: negative regulation of DNA-templated transcription; regulation of transcription by RNA polymerase II. Bases 120 to 6245 code for a protein of 2041 amino acids. Gene Ontology annotation, cellular component: histone deacetylase complex; transcription regulator complex. NCBI's taxonomy places the organism in Eukaryota, Metazoa, Arthropoda, Arachnida, Sarcoptiformes, Oppiidae.